Molecule: messenger RNA, 2465 nt
Organism: Styela clava
Lineage: Eukaryota; Metazoa; Chordata; Ascidiacea; Stolidobranchia; Styelidae
Biological process (GO): regulation of DNA-templated transcription
Molecular function (GO): sequence-specific DNA binding; DNA-binding transcription factor activity; zinc ion binding
Source: RefSeq, a predicted model, not a curated record
CUUGUGUUGUUGUUUUAUUUCACUUAUCUAUUUAUGGUCGAAAUAGCGAAGGAAUAAUAUGGUUCCUAGUGUCUGAAUGUACUGAUGUAGUACAUUAGUCGUAAAUUAGUUUGUCUUUCGGCAUAAUUAUGAAUUCAUAUCUUUGGGUGUAGGAUAUUUGGCUAGCUAAAGGAUAAAACACGGCACUGUCAGAAAUACGGUAGAUAUUGAUGAACUGGCGUAUCAGAUUGCAGAAUUAUGGGAAAAGUCAAGGAAAACCAGACUAUUGUGGAAUUUUUUGAACGAGUUUACUGUGGAAAAGAACAAUUACUUGCAGAUCCCCCAAUGUUGCCACAAGCUGGGACAUGCUAUGCAUUCAGUUCUGCUGGAAAUAAAAGCAAGAAACAGGACUGGCGAGCAGAUGGAUAUCGAUGGCGUCAAAAUGGAGCGAAGAAUAUCAAAUGUAAUGGUCACUUAAUUAAAAAGAUUUAUUUCAAUGUUUUCACUGGACCAAAACAAUCAAGCAAAGGUUUUCAAAGAAUUGCCCAUCAAUGUCGAGAUUUUCCGAACAUAGUCAUUGUUUUAUACAAAGGCGAUCACACCAUUGCAGGCAGAUUCCCACAUGGUAACUGUCGACGUGGUAAUACGCCCUUUUCUAUGACUCGGAAAUCAGUAUUAGAGGCUUGUAGGAAUUCUGUUGGUGAUCCAGGUGAAAUAUAUGACAAAUUGGUAACAUCAAUGAAUCCUCGCUCAAUGGAAUUCCAUGUUUCUAUACCAAGAAAUACAUCACAGAUACAUUAUUUACAAAAAACACAAAAGAAAAAACAAAAGUUAAUAUGUGAAAUUUUAAAAAAGAUGGAUGCUACAUCAUUGAACACUUCCCUUAAAACCCAUAUUAAUCCACAUCCGGAUUUAUUCAUAAUGCUUUAUAGUAACAUUAUAUUUGAAUUAUUUUCAUCUUUAUUAUGUUUAAUAUCAUUGUCCGAAGAACAAAAAUUUACUUUUAAAUCUGUUUCAGUAGGUAAAUAUGAAUCUCGUGCAUUGAUUUAUCAUCAUGCUUAUUAUGUUGAUGGUGGCAUUCCAAUCAUGUUUUUUAUACAUAAAACUCCUCCCAAUAUCAAUCGAGAUGUUAUAUGGUCCACUAUUUGCAAGUUUGUACCGAAGUUGGCAGAUGUCGAAAAUAUAUCAGUUUCAUUUGAAAACAACGGUGCCAACUUUAAAGACCUAUCAAAUUUUUUAUCAUCUGAACCCUUUUCAACAAUCGUUAAUCAUUUGGAAAAAUUAGAUAGUUCGCCUAUGGAUGCAAUGGUUCAUUUACAAUGCAAUGCAUCAAAACUCCAUGAAAUAUCCUCAUAUUUUGCAAGCAGGAUAUCCAAUUUUAGGGAUCAGGAGUUACAGCCAAACAAAAGACAAUUGGAUAAAAUUUUUGCUAGUGGUUAUAGAAAUCCUAAAAUGCAGUACCAGUAUUCAAUAUCAACUUCUACUAGUAAGGCUAGAAAGCUAAAUCAAAUGAUUGGAACAGAGUCAUAUCAUCUCGCACUUAAUAUUGACCCCCAAAACAUUUCUUUAUGUCCGAAGAGUAGAUCUUUCAAUGUUAUUGAGAAAAAAUGCACAUAUGUUGUUGCUUUAUUUCCAAAAGAGACUUGCACCUGUUUGUUUGAACCAUCAUGUCACCAUAUCAUAGCCUGCAAAAUUUCAUUAGGGAUGAUCAAAAAGACUGAAAUUGAAAAAACUUUCAUGCAUGUCAUGUCAGAAUCUGAUACCAAUGACACAGUAGCACCAACUUUUACAUUUGAUAUGGUGCCAUGUGAUGAUACUGCAGAAAACGUUUAUAUUUCGAUUGAGAAUGAUGCUGAAAAUCAUAAUAUAUUAGAUGUAUCAUCUGAAAUAGUUGUUGAAUGACAUAUUUUCAUUACUGGUUACCAACAGGCCUGCGGAGUUUGAGUUUAGCAUACUUUUACUAAAACCAGAGUCACAGUUUUAAAUUCCCUGGAGAUGGAGUUGAAAUUAAAUGUUUUGAUCAAAAUCUCUUUUACGGGACACAAAGUGAAUCUAUGGGAUCGUUUUGUUGUUGUUGUGGAAAACUCUCUUUACUCUUUAAUAACUAGCCUACUGGACCAAUUACUUUGUAAUUUUCAGUGGUUAAAGAUUGUUGUUGUCGCUAGGAGGGUAUUACUUUUAUUUAUCCCAAAAAUUUAUGUGGGCUCUAUAAGAUUCAUUUUGUGUGAUAUUGUCAUCAAAAUUGUGCAUCGUGUGGUGGUUCCGAGAUAGCAUUCCUGUUUAAGUGCCUUUCAAUUUUUCAAUAUAUCUCAGCUCAAUAUAACCUACCGUAAUCUUCUCUUAGCUAAAAGUGGAAAUGUGUAAAUCCGCUUGGAAAUUAUUUUUUUAGAUUUGGUUGUUCACUAUAUUAUUUUAUGUUGCUACUAGAGUGUAUUAUUUUGGAUAGUAACGCUUCUAAUUUUUUCUACCUCUUCUCCUUGAUUUAG